AUGACUAUCAACGCAGUCAAAAUAGACGUCAAAGGUGGGCUUCAAGGACCGAAGCGGGUGAUGAUUAGCAAGAAGAGAGGUGGUCUAGAUGAUGCUGAUGGCUCUAAGAGACCAAAGCUCGAAGAUUCGAAAGAAAAUGGCGAUCAAACCGUAGAUUUGACAUCUGAAAAGGCAGGCACAAUAAAUGGUGAAGAGUCGACGCCGGGGGAUGCAAUCGCAUCCAAAACGGAAGCAGACGCGGAAGGUGCCGGUGUCACACAUUUCAUGUUCGAUGGAAAGCAGUAUCAGUUCAAAGAAAGAGCAAGUGUUAUAGAGGAGAAAGAGGGCAAAAUAGAGUUUAGGGUUGUGAACAACGACAAUACAAAAGAGAACAUGAUGGUCUUGACAGGAUUGAAGAACAUCUUUCAAAAGCAGCUUCCCAAAAUGCCUAAGGAAUACAUCGCCAGACUCGUGUAUGACCGAAGUCACUUGUCGAUGGCGGUGGUACGUAAACCUCUUACAGUAGUUGGAGGCAUCACGUAUAGACCUUUUGACAACCGCGAAUUUGCAGAAAUUGUUUUUUGCGCCAUUAGCUCAACAGAACAAGUACGAGGAUAUGGUGCUCAUUUGAUGAAUCAUCUGAAAGAUUACGUGCGAGCUACCUCAAAAAUCAAGUACUUUCUAACAUACGCGGACAAUUAUGCUAUCGGUUACUUCAAGAAGCAGGGAUUCACCAAAGAGGUAACUCUGGAAAAGAGCAUAUGGAUGGGCUAUAUCAAAGAUUAUGAAGGUGGUACGCUCAUGCAGUGCACAACGCUCCCGCGCAUACGAUAUUUGGACGCGGCCAAAAUUCUACUACUUCAGGAAGCAGCCAUUCAAAGGAAAAUACGGCUCGUUUCCAAAAGUAAUGUAGUUCAUCCUGGUUUGAAGCAUUUCAAAGAUUUGAGUAACAUAAAGCCAAUAGACCCAAUGGAAAUACCUGGCCUCAAAGAGGCCGGCUGGACCCCUGAGAUGGAUGAAUUGGCACAAAGGCCAAAAAGAGCUUCGCACCACGCUGCUAUGCAGAAUGUUCUAACUGAGAUGCAAAAUCAUGCAGCCGCUUGGCCCUUCUUGCAACCUGUCAAUAAAGAAGAAGUUGCCGAUUAUUAUGAGUUUAUCAAAGAGCCGAUGGACUUGAGUACAAUGGAGAUUAAAUUAGAGAAUAACAGAUAUGAGAAGAUGGAGAAUUUCGUUUAUGACGCCCGUCUUGUAUUCAAUAACUGUCGAGCGUACAACGGAGAAAAUACGUCAUAUUUCAAGUACGCCAACAGACUGGAGAAGUUCUUCAAUUCCAAGAUAAAGGAACUCCCCGAGUAUGCGCAUCUAGUAGAUUAG
Lachancea sp. 'fantastica' is the source of this 1353-nucleotide messenger RNA. The record is from the annotation of a GenBank genome assembly. Lineage: Eukaryota; Fungi; Ascomycota; Saccharomycetes; Saccharomycetales; Saccharomycetaceae.